AAUAUCAGAUUUUGCUUCGCGUUGUUCUUCUGAUCGAUGGCGAUGGCUGCUCUUCUCAGCUUCCACUCCCUCUCCAAUUCCGCCUUCUCCCAUCCAGAACCUCUCCAAUCGCAUCUCUCCUCCCUUCCCAAACUUCAAAUUGCGGUAAAGAUCUCGGCUUUUCUACCUGCGCCUCGACCAAAUGUUCGCGCCGCCGCUCUCGCCGAGAUUGCUGCGUCGCCAGAUGCGAUCGCCACCAACUCCGAACUUGAAAGCUUGUGCAAAGAAGGGAGCAUCGAGUCCGCCUUCCAACUUCUCGACGAAACGGCCAGAAGAGGCGCCCCAAUUCCACCCGCGACCCUCCUCCUGCUCCUUCGCUCAUGCGCGGACACGCGGUCGAUCGACCUCCUCAGGCGUGCCCGUCGUAGAGCGAUGAGCACUCCCUUGGGAUCCACCAAACCCUUCGUCGACCAAGUCGCCGCCUUGUGCUGCAAGCUCGGCGGCGCCGAGGAGGCUCGCAUCGUGUUCGACGAAAUGCCUGUGAGAAGAAGCCGUCGCCGGAGGGGCAGCAGGGGCGGAAGCGGCGGCGGCGGCGGCGAGGCGGAUCCCAAGAGGCGGGAGGCGUACGAGAAAGUGCGGCGGCUGCACGAGGAGAUGAGGGCGGCAGGGUACGUGCCGGACACCCGGUUCGUGCUCCACGACGUCGACGAGGAGGCGAAGGCGCAGGCCCUGAUGUACCACAGCGAGCGCCUGGCCAUCGCCUACGGCCUUGUCUGCACACCGCCGGGCACGACGCUACGCGUGAUGAAGAACCUCCGCAUCUGCGGCGACUGCCAUACCGCGGUGAAGCUCAUCUCGAAGCUGGAGGGAAGGGAGAUCAUCGUGCGGGACAACAAGCGCUUCCACCACUUCAGGGACGGCGCCUGCUCCUGCAGAGAUUACUGGUGAUCGAGCUUGGACCUCCGCCAUCAGUCUCUAUAUUCUCCUCUGCAGCUCAAAAUCUCACCUGACAAUUAAUGUACAUUUUGCAUUGAUAAUGAAUCAAAUACUACUCGAGGAAUUUGGCA
This is a messenger RNA of Zingiber officinale, 1046 nucleotides long. RefSeq names its product pentatricopeptide repeat-containing protein At2g22070-like. Gene Ontology annotation, biological process: RNA modification. Gene Ontology annotation, molecular function: zinc ion binding; protein binding; RNA binding. The coding region runs from base 37 to 927 and encodes 296 amino acids. Lineage: Eukaryota; Viridiplantae; Streptophyta; Magnoliopsida; Zingiberales; Zingiberaceae. The transcript has a single exon. The record is from RefSeq and is a predicted model, not a curated record.